UCGUCCUCGAAUUGCCCCGAAUCUCCACCCUACCAUAUAUUAAUAAUCGCAGUUACAAGGCGCAUCCACAACCGCACGCUAUUGACCCGCUACCCAUAACAUCCUACAACAUGUUCGGCUAUAACCCGUACGGAGACUACUCCAACCCAUACGCAUAUUCGCGCGCCGCGCCUGUAUACUCACCCGAUCAAGACUACCUGCAGGCCCUCGCUGAUGAGCGCGCGGCGCGCGAGCAGUACUUCGCCGCCCGCCGCGCACAAGAAGAGGUCCGCGAGCGUGCUGCCCGUGCGCGCGCGGCGCGUCAGGCCUACACGCCGUACAACUCAUACUACUUUGACGACGACGGCACUCACGAGGACAAUGACUCCUACGACGGCGCGUACAGCGCCUCUCCGUAUGGCAGCUACGGAUACGGUAUGUCGCCCGCCGCCCGCCAGCGGAGAGUCAUGGCGGAACAGCAAAGGAGGCGCGAGCAGCUGGAGAGGGAGCAAGAGCGCUUAAGACUGGAGGAGGAACGGAGGAAGCUCGCGCAGGAGAGGCGGGCUAUGAAGGAAGAGCGGAUGCGGCAGCUCCUGGCCGACGAGCAGAGGCGGCGAGACGAAGAAGAGCUGUAUCGUCAGCGGGCGCACCAAUAUGAUCCUUUCCUGCGCGGCUUCGGCUGGCUGCCUGGGGACGGGGACUUGAACACUCGCACUACGCGGACACCGUUGCGUUCACAGACCGUCGCACCGUCGAAUAGGCGACAACCGACAUACAACCCCUUGCACGCCAUGCAUACUCAUCUGAACCCUGCCGGUGCUGGCACAAGAUCGUCUUCUGUCCCAGCGCACCAACCACCCAGCCCCGUCCCGCGGCACGCAGGCACGUCCCCGCGGCACACCAUCGCCAUCCGCACGCCUUCGCCGAAAGAGAGGACGAAUUCCCCGCCCAAUUCGCCCGCGCCUCAGCACGUGCAGCAGUACACGCCGCAGCAGGAUGCCGCUGCGCGCAAGAUCCAGGAGACGUACCGCGCGCAUGCCGCACGCGCCAACGCGCUCCGCACCAUCGCCGGCCUCCGCACGCGCUUCGCCGGCCUGCGCUCAAACUUCGUCUUCCCCGCCGCGCUUGAUUUCGUCGUGCCCGGUGGCGGGCAGAUCGCGGUCCGCGCGGACGUGGAUGCAUUAGCGAGCGCAACGCAAGCCAGCCCGGACACAGAUGACGCCGCGGAGCCGACGCGCCCGGACGCAGAUGACGCCGCGGAGCCGACGCGCCCGGACCUUGCGUACACGCCGGGCAACGCGCCGCUGCACGCCUAUCUCGAGGAGCUCAGUCGGCUGCUGACCGCACUGGAUGCCGUGGAGAGCCGUGGCGUGGCGGAGGUCAAGGGCCGGCGGAGGGCCCUUGUGAGGGAGGUGGAGGGCGAGGCGGAGAGUGUGGAGAGGAGGGUGAGGGCGGUUUGGGCGGCGUGGGUGGAAAAGACGAAGACCAUCGCUGAGCCUUCUGGCUCUCAGUCACCAGCCGACCUCGAUCCGGCGCAUCGAACCGGCACAGCGGCCGAAGCACAUGCAGCUCCCGACUCGCAGCCACAGACUUCAGCAGAGACGUCGAUGGAGGUCGAGCGAACAUCGCCAGCGCAGCCCCAGUCGGACUGCUCUCCCGAAAGUCCAGAUACGGCCAUAGUGGAAGAAGUCGAAGACAAGGACGCUGAACCUCCCAUGAGCGCCGAGCCUCACACGCAGUUGUUUGAUGAUAGCGAGCGGAUGGAUGAGGCCCCUGACGAGAUAACUAUCGAGGUGAUCGAAGCAGAGCCCGAACCCCCAGAGGACGAGGAUGAGAUAAAGGCCGAUCUCCUCGAGGACGGCGAGAAGAUGCAGGUCGAGCCCGCCACA
Messenger RNA from Postia placenta MAD-698-R-SB12, 1868 nucleotides. RefSeq lists its product as hypothetical. The annotation marks the transcript as partial. The transcript is spliced from 2 exons. Lineage: Eukaryota; Fungi; Basidiomycota; Agaricomycetes; Polyporales; Adustoporiaceae. The record is from RefSeq and is a predicted model, not a curated record. Gene Ontology annotation, molecular function: protein-folding chaperone binding.